Molecule: messenger RNA, 1005 nt
Organism: Lachnellula hyalina
Lineage: Eukaryota; Fungi; Ascomycota; Leotiomycetes; Helotiales; Lachnaceae
Gene: sirO
Product: Oxidoreductase
Exons: 1
Coding region: 1-1005 (334 amino acids)
Cellular component (GO): cytosol
Source: RefSeq, a predicted model, not a curated record
AUGACUAAAGCACUUCACCUCAUCUUCGGCGGAACUAGGGUGGGCAAUACAGGUUGGAAUGGCGUCCCGCCUGAGGAUGCAACCGAUGAGGCAGCUCUCCAAAUCUUUGAAAUUCUCAAGAAAAACCACGUUAAAAUCAUCGACACUGCGCGCGGAUAUGGGAACUCAGAGGCAGCGCUUGGUCGCUUGAAAGCGGGUACGGAGCAUGGCUUCCUCAUCGACACCAAAUGGUUCGGCGGCACGUUCGAUCCGACAAGCACAACCAAAGACCGCAUCAUCUCCGACGCAAAAGAUUCCCUUGCUAAACUGGGAAUACCCAAGGUUCACACUUUCUCUUUGCACUCACCAGACGUGAAGCCAGAGAUCGAGGAAACGCUUGUCGCCAUCGAUGAAGUCUAUAAGCUCGGGGUUUUUGAGAACUUUGGCUUGAGCAACUUCAGCGCUGCCCAGGUACAACAGGUGUAUGAUAUUUGUAAAGCCAAAGGGUUGGUCCUACCCACAGUGUACCAGGGCCUCUACAGUCCUGUGAAUCGUAACGCGGAAGACGAACUUCUGCCGAUACUUCGAAAGUUGGGCAUUACUUUCAAUGCGUACAGUCCACUUGCGGGUGGCUUCUUGACCAACACCAAGUCUCACAUCUUGAACGGCGAAGGCAGAUUCGCCAAAGAACAUUUUGGAGGCUUGUACGGUGAGAUGUACAAUAAUGAACCGUACAUGGAAGCGCAUGAAGAAUGGGGGAAAAUUGCAGAUGAUGAAGGAGUGACACGGGCAGCACUUGCUUAUCGAUGGGUAAACUAUCACGGCGCCUUGAAAGCCGAGUUUGGAGAUGGAAUUGUGCUUGGAGGACGUUUGUCUCAAAUGAAGCAGACAUUUGAUGCUAUUGAUCAGGGCCCGUUGAGUAAGAAGACUACUGAGAGCAUCGAGAAACUUUGGGAAAAGCUCAAGCCUUCUGUGAAAUAUGCCGACAAUUUCGCGGCCAACAUGGCAGUCAGAUCACGUUCUUGA